AUGCCACCGCCCGCAGACGACGCGAACCCCAUACAGCAACCUCCAACCAGAUUAUCGGCAUCCCCACCAUCACCAGAAGAUCAGGAGCGGUUAGAGCGAAGACUUAACGCUCUAUUGGAGGACCAGAAAGCUAUCAAAAGAGCAGCAGAGACUUCGGUGGCUGCAUUGACAGAAUCGCCCGUCCCUGAGGUCAAAGAACCCCCUCCAAAGGAGCCGGAGCCACCCAAGAAGGACGAGUCCUUGGACAAUAUUGCUCGCGUGCCUGAUGAACACUUACCUUCGCACCAGGAGAAGCAGAGAUGGAGUCUUUCCAAGCGCUUCUCCGAGGCCAUGGAUGAGCUACUACCGAAGCUUGCUGUAGUCACGCAAAAGGUCAAUACAUACACUGGCACCGACUACUCUGGGGUAGAAGCACUCAGGAGGGAGAUCAAAGAGCAAGAGAAACUUGUCAAAGCCCGCCGCUCAGCCAUUGAUUCCGCCAAACAAGCCCUCGAUACCGCCCUCGCCCACCAAGCCACCUCACAGAAGGAAGUCGUCGCUCUUCUUGAGCGUAAGCAUUCCUGGUCAAACGGCGAUCUGGAACGCUACAUGGCUCUCAUCCGCUCCGAACACAUCAACGACCAAGCCGUCCGCGAAGCCAAAGACGCCGUCGCAAACGCCGAAAACGCCUUGGAGGACGCGCGAGCACAGCUAGAGAAGAGGGAACGUGCACAAUACCACGAGGAGCAAAUUUGGAGCGAUACCAUUCGCAGGAACAGCACAUGGGUUACGUUUGGCCUCAUGGGUGUCAACAUCUUCCUGUUGUUAUUGAGUCUGGCCAUCUUGGAGCCAUGGCGGAGGAGGAGGAUGGUUCGGGAGAUUAAGAAUACGUUGGAGGCACACCAGAAGCUUGCUAUGGAUGCCGCCACAACAUCAGUCGCACCCGCAUCAGCCUCUCAAGGUCUUACAGCGAUUGAAGAGGAGAUCGACCGGGUCAUUGAUCAUACUGACGCACCUGCAAAAGCCGCGGCGCCUGUAGUAUCUGAGGUCAUUGAGGAGUCGCCAACAGCUGGCACCAACAUUGCAUCGCCAGUCGAAGCGGGCCUCAUACCAGAAGUCAUGCCUGAAGCAGCUGUUGACCCAGUGCCAGCUUCCGUCGUUCCGGAAGCCAAGACCAUCAUCCUAGAAGAAAAAGUUCCAACACCCGAGGAACGCAUAGCCGUCGCUGAAGAAAGCGCACCAUCUCACGCCGCUCCUCGUUCCAAGCUGGAGAGCUGGCAGCAGAAGGCAACCUUCAUAGCACACGACGUUGUGAGCGAUCGCGUCAUUUCGAUGCGGAGAAUCGACUAUACGAGCGCCAUUCUUCAGGGUGCUGCGGCGGGAGCUGUUAUCACGGCGAGUAUCAUCGCUAUGCUGAGACCGAACUAA
This is a messenger RNA of Alternaria rosae, 1407 nucleotides long. Its product is annotated as mitochondrion biogenesis protein. The transcript is spliced from 2 exons. Lineage: Eukaryota; Fungi; Ascomycota; Dothideomycetes; Pleosporales; Pleosporaceae. Gene Ontology annotation, cellular component: mitochondrial inner membrane. The record is from RefSeq and is a predicted model, not a curated record. The coding region runs from base 1 to 1407 and encodes 468 amino acids. Gene Ontology annotation, biological process: inner mitochondrial membrane organization.